GGCCUAUAAAUGGAAAUUCAGAGUCUGAACUUUUGGAGAGCCUAAGCAGCCAAAUCUUGAACUACUGCAAGCGAAACAGCAAAGACAUGAAGUCCAUUUUUGCCUUCUUCAUCUUCUCUCUUCUCCUGUUUGGCUGCAGCCUCAGUUAUGCAAGGAAGGAGCCUGGGGAUUACUGGAAGAGCUCAAUGAAAGAGCAACCCAUGCCAAAAGCGAUUAAGGACCUUCUCCAUCAGGAUUCUGAAGCAAGGAAAACUGAUCAUUUCGCUCAGGAUUUUGACGUGAAUCCUAAUGUCAUAAUAUAUCACAGCCAUUCUGAGCCAAAGCAGGACAGGCAAGAAGAGAAAUCUUUGGUUACACAUACCAAGUCCCGGAUGGGUUGAAAGAAGAUUUAUUAUUUAAAUAGAGAGUAAAUGAUAGGCUACUGUGAACUCAAAGAUCAAACUCAUGCUGUACAAUAUAAAGUAGUCUGUUUAUUGUAUUAUUAAUCAGUGUAUUUUUUAGUUUUAUUUUCUUGCUAGGCUGCUUUGGGUUAGUUAGUCACAGGGAAACUCUAUAGAAACUCUGUAGCAACGAAGGUUAUUAGCUGAAAGCUUAAUAAAUUACCAGGCAAUUGAUUCCUGCCAAAAACA
Molecule: messenger RNA, 629 nt
Organism: Mangifera indica (mango)
Lineage: Eukaryota; Viridiplantae; Streptophyta; Magnoliopsida; Sapindales; Anacardiaceae
Exons: 2
Coding region: 87-380 (97 amino acids)
Source: RefSeq, a predicted model, not a curated record